AUGGUCGUGAAUAGGGUUUUGACCUCUGAGACGAAUAUUCUCUCGUUGAUCCGGACGGAGAGUCGAUUGGUUUGUAUAUCCAUAUUCAUUGCCUUGGCCCAAUUCCAAUAUGGCUACGACUCUGCCGCCGUCUCGGGCUUCCAGAGCAUGCCGGGAUUCCUCAAAGUUUUCGGCUAUUUAGAUCCUGGAACUGCUUUAGGUUACAACAUCAGCACGUCAGUUCAGACCCUUGUACAGAGCCUGAUGCAAGUCGGUGGGCUCUUGUCAUGCCUCGUCAUCUUCAAGUAUGGUGCCUACAUCAGCAACAAAGGAGGACUGUGGGCUGGAUCCGCUUUUUCUGUGCUUGCAAUCAUCCUACAGAUAAGCAGUACCCACCUUGGGGCGCUCUAUGCGGGACGACUGUUUCUUGGUAUCUCCAACGGCUUAUUCCUAACCUACUCUGCAACCUACCUGGGAGAGAUCGCAUCUGCCCAUCUACGUGGCUCUGCCGUGGGAUUAGUCACCUUUCAGACCUCUUUUGGGGCACUGAUUGGUAUUCUGGUUGAUAAUUACACGACGAGAUAUACAUCCCGUGCAGCAUAUCAGAUCCCGCUGGGCGUCAUGUUCGUGGUUCCGGCGCUGCUGUCGAUAGGAUUGCUCUUCUUACCGGAGAGUCCGCGGCACUAUGUGCGUCUCGGGUUAGACGAAAAAGCAGAAGACUCAAUUCGAGUGCUGAGGGGUGUUUCCGACCGGGAUCGACUUGCAGCCGAGGUCUCUAGCAUCAAAGAAGCAUGGGUCUUUGAGAGCGAAGCUGGCCAGUCUGUACGCAUGACUGACGCUUUCAGACGCCCGGAUAUCAAGCGCACAAUCCUUAGCCUUUGUGCUAGUGUCGGACAGACGGCGAGCGGAAUUAUAUUCUUUUCCGGUUUCUCCGUCUACUUCUACGCCGAGGCUGGAGUCACCAAUUAUUUUGUCUGGGUCAUGAUGAGCUUGGCAAUUGCCCUUACAGGAAAUAUGGGCGCUUUUGUUGUCAUGAGAUUUGUUGAGCGACGAAUCUUACUUGGAACGUGCUCAGCCCUCAACGCAGCAGUAAUGUUUUCUAUCGCUGCUGUAUACACCAGACUGAGCGUUGAAUCAUAUACGGCGGCACGAAUUCUGGUGGCAAUGGGCACCCUUUUCACCUGGCUUUAUGGCAUUGGACAGGGGCCUGUUCUGUGGGCCCUUACAGUCGAGCUUCCAUCGCAACGUCUGAGAUCAAAGACUGUGGGUCUUGCAACCGGCUUUAACUAUAUUUUUGGUUGGGUUGCGACCUACUGCACUCCGUAUUUUAUUAACCCGGGAGCACUGAACUGGGGCCCGAAAUAUUGUUAUAUUUGGGGUGCCAGUAAUGUGAUCCUGGCUCUUUGGGCCUUUACUAUGGUGCCAAACCUGAAGGGGAGGAGUUUGGAGGAUAUUUCCACCUCGCUGGUGUCUCUUCCCGCGACCAAGAGUGCGGAGUCGGGAGUUGUCGUAGAUCAUUGCGAGGACGCGAGUCGCGAAUAA
Messenger RNA from Aspergillus puulaauensis, 1521 nucleotides. RefSeq lists its product as uncharacterized. Lineage: Eukaryota; Fungi; Ascomycota; Eurotiomycetes; Eurotiales; Aspergillaceae. The record is from RefSeq and is a predicted model, not a curated record. Gene Ontology annotation, biological process: carbohydrate transport; transmembrane transport. Gene Ontology annotation, molecular function: carbohydrate:proton symporter activity. The transcript has 2 exons. Gene Ontology annotation, cellular component: membrane. The coding region runs from base 1 to 1521 and encodes 506 amino acids.